UUCUGGUUCAGUCACAAAAAUAAUCAUGAAACUAGCAUGGUGUUUGAUGAUCCUGGGAUCAGUCCAGGGCCAGUUACGAUUGGACCCAUUGGUGGAUACCAAUCAGGGUUUGAUCAAGGGUUUGAAAGCUGAUGACGGAGACUACUCUAUGUUUCUUGGAAUACCGUUUGCACGGGUUGAUGAGGAGAAUCCUUUUGGAGCCGCUGAACCAUAUCCAAAAUUUGAACAAAUCUUCGAAGCAUAUGACGAUUAUCGCAUUUGUCCACAAAUCCAAUCCUCUGAGGUAACAGGAACUCUAGACUGUCUACGCCUUAACGUUUUUGUACCAAACGAAGCCAGCACCCGCAACAAGUUACCAGUACUAGUAUGGAUCCACGGUGGAGGUUUCACAGAAGGCUCAGGCACAAGAACAACCAGCGGUCCGAAAUUUCUAAUCAGACAUGAUGUAAUCGUUGUAACUAUUAACUACCGGCUCGGACCGUACGGUUUUAUGUGUCUGGAUGAUCCAGAAGUCCAAGGAAACCAGGGACUCAAAGACCAAACCUUAGCGCUCAGGUGGAUAAAGGAGAACAUAGAGUACUUCGGUGGUGAUGCCAACAAAAUCACUGCUUACGGCGAGAGUGCUGGCUCCAUCUCUGUGGAAUCCCAUAUAGCUUCAAAGAAUGAAAAUCUCUUCAACCAGGCAAUUUUAUCCAGUGGUUCUAUAUAUGGACGGGGGCUUUUAAGCGAGAUUGAUAAUAGCACACCUUUAAAAAUUUCCAAACAAUUGGGUUACGAAACUGAUGACGCUAAACUCGCAUUAGAAUUCCUUAAACGGACCGACGUUAAACUAGUUAUAGCAGCAGCAGACGAGAUAGGAAUAAGACUGGGUGUAUGCGUGGAAAACGAAUCGGAAGGAGCAUUCUUGACAGAACAUCCUUCAAGAAUAUCAACGCUACCCAAAGCGAGAAACAUGGCAAUACUGAGCGGGUACAAUGCCUAUGAGACUCUUGGCAUGUACUACAACCAACCAGCGGAGUACUUCAGCAAUACAGAUUCCUUCAAGGAUUAUUUAGAUCAGUUCGAUCUAGAUCACGAUAAAUAUAAUGCCGCAUAUAAAGCAAUACGUCGAUUCUACAUCGGCGACUAUCCUAUAAGCAUAAACAUGAAAUGGCAAAUAAUCAAAUUUACAUCUGACGUUACCUUCAACCACCCUACAGUGAAAAGUAUCAAACGUUUCCAUGAAAGUGGUGUGAAGAAUCAAUACUUUUAUAUAUUUGCGUACACAGGUGAACGGAAUAUACUGAACGUAAAAGAAAAUAUCAAAACAUGGGGAGCUGCUCAUGCAGACGAAUUAGGCUACAUUUUUGAUUUGGAUAUUCUUGAUAAGGAUGUCAAUGAAAAAGAUCAAGUUAUUUUGGACAGGAUGACCAGUUAUUGGACUAAUUUCGUUAAAUAUGGAAAUCCAACACCAAAAGAAACAGAACUCCUACCAAUAGUAUGGCCUACGGUGACAGAAGAUUCGCUUAACUACUUACACAUCAACAGAAAUGAGUACACAGGCGCGGCACCAAAUAACAAAAGACACGUAUUUUGGGAAGUCAUCGAAGAGUUGUAUUUUAAAUAACCUAAUGUUAGAUUUUCAGUAAAUUUUAUUUUUAGAUAUAAUAACAAUAUAUUAUUUACUCUAACUGCUGAAACUGAUCGUGAUUGAUAACUCAGAAGGCAAAAGAUCGAUUGGCCGUUUAAAAACCAGAUGAACAAGAGAGAGAGGACAGAAACCGGUGGGAAUUGUCCGCUGCAGAUGAUGAUUUCUUCUCAGAUUCCUGGUUGACCGACUGAAGAGAGAGAGAGAACAAUUGACAUGCGCUUAGUAUCUCCCAUAUGCCAAAAACGUAUUGAAUUUUACGACUUCAAAAAUGAAUUCAACUUGACUUGUAGAAUUAGAGUUGGAUAAAAUUUUACGUAUGUCUUCCUUAGAAUCUUAGACAAUGAUUUGGUCAAAGUACCGAGUCAUUGUUCAGAGGCGUGGCUUAAAGUAGCCAGCCACCUUUCAAAAGAUGGAGAGGCACUGUUCUGGAUCUCUUUAAGCGUCAAACCCACGUGCUUUGGGUUAAUCAAUAAGUUAUGGAUAAAAUCACACAGUUCUCGGAAGUUAUCGAGUUGAUUGAUUAAUUAUAAUUAGGUCAGAAGAUUUUGAAGAAAUACUUACAUAUAGUACUAUUAUUUAGAUAAAUUUUAUAUUAUAGUUUAACUGAUAUUUGAAAUAAAUAUUUAUUCUCUAAAUUACUUUUAAUGACGUGCGGUGCGUUAUGGUUACGCUUAAUUUUGUCCAAAAUCCAAAGGAUCAAUGAAGUGUUGUUAUCACAAUUAAACAAUAGGCCAGUGUCACAAAUAUGUGUGUA
This is a messenger RNA of Pieris rapae (cabbage white), 2384 nucleotides long. Its product is annotated as pyrethroid hydrolase Ces2a. The record is from RefSeq and is a predicted model, not a curated record. NCBI's taxonomy places the organism in Eukaryota, Metazoa, Arthropoda, Insecta, Lepidoptera, Pieridae. The transcript has 3 exons. Bases 26 to 1606 code for a protein of 526 amino acids.